Rhipicephalus microplus (southern cattle tick) is the source of this 1599-nucleotide messenger RNA. RefSeq lists its product as uncharacterized. The record is from RefSeq and is a predicted model, not a curated record. Lineage: Eukaryota; Metazoa; Arthropoda; Arachnida; Ixodida; Ixodidae.
GUGUCUCACAUGGCUAAGGAGCGACGCGGAAGUCAUGCAGUGUCUAAAAACGAAGACGCCCGACUUGCCGCAGGGACACAUCAACCAGCGUUUGCGGCACUUCCCGAAUCCUGUGAAGUGCCGGGUCAGGUGCCCACAGGCUUUAGGCGUGGCUCCAGGUGCAACGUCGCUGAAGAAAAGGCAGUCGCAGCUCCGUCACUCGCACUCAACGUUCACCGCAAGAGCAUCACGCUGCCUAAUGCCGAAGACUUCUGCGAGCUCCCUAAGCUGUCACCGACUGCACCCUCAAUACCUAUGGCCCCUCCUCAAACAACAAGUCGGAGUCCUCCUAAGUCCAAGGCCGGCUCAAGGCACGACAUAGCAGAAGUAAAUCCAUCCUCACCUCCAGCGUGCGUGGUCACCCUUCCUAAGAGCUCUACAGCUGAUGAAGGAGAGAAAAUUGUCGGUAAUGUGAAGCUGCUGCCGCCCAAGCCUACUUCACCGUCGCUUCGAGAUAUGCCACAGCAGGAACAGGCUCCAAGAGCCAGGCGAGGGUCUAUGAAUGAACUGCAGGCAAACAAGCUAGAGUACCAGGCUACCGCCCAAGAUCAAAACGACGCUCUCGGAAAAAAAGUUGUUGAAGCUGGUGACCAACAAAAACUCAAGGCUGCUCCGGGCUAUAAACAAGAAAGUCAGCUAUUUCUGACCGCCCCACAACAAUUCGCCCAAAACCGAAACCCACCACCGCUCUGGCCGGAAAAAGUGGUUGUCCAGCGAGCCUCCUACGACUGGCAUUCCGAGCUAGAUGACCGGCAGACGAAUACGUGGCCAUGCAUGCUCUUCACGGUGGCUUUCUUGGUCGGCCUAGUAAUCCUUCUCAUCUUCUUUCUGGUCGACUCAACCAAGAAGUUGGCCUCGUUAGAGAGAACUACAACAACGAGCCCACUUACAACUCCAUUGACAAGAAAGGAGCGCGAGAUAAUCGAGUCAGCGACGAGUGCUCUUUCGGUCGUCCCCAACGGCACUGAAUCCACGACAACGACGACAACCGAGGUCGCGUUCUCUGCCGAGAAAGAGGAGGAGUUGGAUGUCUCGAUGGCUACUCCAACAAGCGACUACGAAGAAGAGUAUCAACAAACUGAAACUUCCUGGUUCACUCGCAGCCAGAACCGAGGUGGGCUACUUUACCCGUCAGACCAGUUGCUGUUUGUCGUUGGCGUGCUGAGAGCAUUUGCGGAUCAUGCUCUGAAGGACAAUGCGACUUUGAAAAAGCCAUUGUCUACCCUUGUUAAGUAUGCUGUGCAAGCACUGUGUGCUUCAAACCUGCUUAAGUGCAAGGAGAUGGAUGACACUCACAGUGCUGAGCUCAUGGAGCUGAUAUCUGUUCGGUUUUUGCGGCCUAUGCUGGUGAACUACGCAUUCACUGUCAGUGACAAGCAUAAUGAUUUCAAGGCACUGAAAGUUAUAAAAGAGGAACUGCAUGAGGAGACCGAGGUGGAAGGAAAGUGCUCCCAUAAGCGCCAACUUACUGAAUUUCCUAACCUUGGCAGUCUUUCUGCUGUGGCCUACUGCAGCACUGCUGAACAUCAGCGUCCCUUCGUCUUUGCAGCGUCCCCAUAG